UUUCUUUCUACCAAAAACCCUAAUUUUACAAAGACCAAUUUUUUUUUUUUUUUUACAUUUUCCCCUAAAUUUAGCUGUAGCUUGUCCUUGCUCUGUAAUGGCGUAGAUUAACCCAUGAGAAAGCCAUUGUAUAGAUUCUCGCAGCUGACUCUGAAGUUUCUGAAGCAGAUUCCGUGAGCUUCUUUGGAUUAUCUUCCGAAUUGUGUUGCUCUUGUCGUUUUUAAUUUUUUUAAUUUUUUUUAAUUAAGUAGUUUCUGUAUAGUUUGAGUGAGUUUCUGAGCUAAUUAGGGUUUGUUAAUUUAGUGGGUUUAGGGUUAAUUACAGUCUCUUUCAGGGUUUAAGGAUUUAAUAGGUAUUUUCUGUGUGGUCUAGUAUAUGAAUGGAGGUAAAAGAAGGGCUAAAUGGUUCUGAGGGCACAGUAAAAAGUGAUGGGGUUACUGAAGGGUACAACAGUGUGGAGCCGAGGGCCGAAAAUCCCGGCGGAUCAACGGCUCAGCCCACAGCGGCGGCGCCGGUAAUUGUGGCGGCGGCGGCGGAGGAGGUGACGAAGGUGAGGAAGAAAAGGGGAAGGCCGAGGAAGUAUGCAACAGAUGGUUCAAUAGUGGCAUUGUCGCCUAUGCCUAUAUCUGCUUCGAUUCCACUCACCGGUGAUUACUCACCGUGGAAGCACGGUGCACCGGCGGCGAGACCGGUUGACUCUUUCAAGAAGAAACACAAGCUGGAAUUUGCAAGUCAAGGUCGAGCGACAGAAUCUGUCCCGGUUGGUGGAAGUUUUACACCACAUAUGAUAACUGUCAAUACUGGCGAGGAUAUUAUGAUGAAGAUAAUAUCUUUUUCCCAACAAGGAUCUCGAGCAAUAUGCGUUCUAGCUGCAAAUGGUACUAUCUCAAAUGUUACUUUGCGUCAACCUAAUUCUUCGGGCGGUACUUUGACUUACGAAGGUCGUUUUGAAAUCCUCUCUCUCACUGGUUCGUUUAUGCCUAGUGAUAACGGAGUGACGAAAAGCCGAUCUGGCGGCAUGAGCGUCUCACUGGCGGGACCCGAUGGCCGUGUCUUGGGCGGCGGUCUAGCUGGGAUGCUAGUUGCAGCGGGCCCCGUUCAGAUGGUGAUUGGCAGCUUUGUACCUCCUGGAAUUCAGCAAGAGCAAAAGACUAAAAAACCGAAAUUCGAGCACACAAUUACAUUUUCGCCCGUCAUUACUAAUAAUAACCCUUACUCUGGAGAAAGAUAUGAACCAGCAGCAGCUUACAGCGGACAAAAGAGUAAUUUCACUACAACAUCUGCUUCCUUCCAUGGGGACAACUUGACAACCUUAAACUCUAUCCAAGGUUUCAAGAUUACAGAUUCCGAAAAUAAUGCCUCGUUGCAGGGAGAAGAUUCUAGAGAGCAGAGCCGCGAAAUAACUUGCUGAAUAAGGUUUUGGUGUUUAUCGUGUUUGUAUUUUAGUUUUUUUUUUUUAAAUGUGGUGUAGAAGUUUUAGGCUCAUUUCUUCUGACCCCUCUUGUAACAAAAGUGUGAUGGCUAGAAUGUCAUUACAGGACAAAUUAGAGCAUGAUUGGAUUAGGUACUAGAUUAGGACUCUCUGCUCGUAGGAUCGUUCGCUCGAUUUAUGCGUUUGUGUGUAAGUUAAUGAUGUAUUAUUAUUAUUAUUAUUACUGUUUCUAAUGUCUGAAACUGGGAUUAUUGUUUCUAAUUGUAGCUUUCAAGACUU
Molecule: messenger RNA, 1711 nt
Organism: Erythranthe guttata (spotted monkey flower)
Lineage: Eukaryota; Viridiplantae; Streptophyta; Magnoliopsida; Lamiales; Phrymaceae
Source: RefSeq, a predicted model, not a curated record